GGUAACUCCUGACUGGCAUCAGGUAGAGAGGGAAGGACCCCUUUCCCGGUUUAAAGGACUCCAGCAGUAUUCGGAAUGAAAAUUUAAAAGUACCGUGUGUCCUGUUAAAUUUCCACUCACAACAUGAAACCAGUGUGCAGUGAAGGGAGAAAAGAGCUUUGAGUGAAGAGAUAUUCUUUUGCUUUUCAUAAAUUGCUUUUAAAAUCAUGAUCGGAUGAAGGUCACACAGGUAGUCGCUUGCACAGGUCUGCUGAAUGACUGACUGCAUUUGAACCAAGAAGGUGAGCUGCCGGAACACAAAUCCUUUAAAGGCAAUUUGAAAACGUCUCCACUCAGAACUCAGAGACACGGACCGUCAUUCUUGGAGUGAGUGACCCACGGACUGUACCCAUACUACCUCUGACCCAGGUGGAUGCGGCUGCGCAACUGAAACCCUCUUCCCUUCCGAUGUGUGGCGCGCAAUCCCGUGCGGGGCAGGAAAAGCCCACAGCAUGUGUUUUCAGACGUUUGCGCCCUUCAGUCCUUGGAAUUGGUUCCUAUUGUUAAUGGCCCUCAAGUGUUCUGAAGCAUCUUCUGAUAUGAAUGAAUCCACAAAUUCCACUGCCCAGCAUGAACCUAAUGUUCGGUUUGCAGCUUCCAGCUCAGAGCCAGAUGAGAAAAUACCUGUUUUUGCCCUGGAUUAUGACUAUGUGCAAAUUCCUUAUGAGGUCACCCUGUGGAUACUUCUAGCAUCUCUUGCAAAAAUAGGCUUCCAUCUGUACCGCAGGCUGCCGGGCUGCAUGCCAGAAAGCUGCAUCCUCAUCACAGUGGGCCUUCUGGUGGGCGCCAUCAUCUUCGGCACCAACCACAGGUCGCCUCCAGUCAUGGAUUCGAGCAUCUACUUCCUGUACCUCCUUCCACCCAUCGUCCUGGAGGGCGGCUACUUCAUGCCCACCCGGCCCUUCUUUGAGAACAUCGGCUCCAUCCUGUGGUGGGCAGGCCUGGGGGCCCUGAUCAAUGCCUUUGGCAUUGGCCUCUCCCUCUACCUCAUCUGCCAGAUCCAAGCCUUUGGCCUCAGUGACAUCAACCUCCUUCAGAACCUGCUGUUCGGCAGCCUGAUCUCGGCUGUGGACCCCACGGCUGUGCUGGCUGUGUUUGAGGAGGCGCAUGUGAACGAGCCGCUCUACAUGAUGAUCUUUGGGGAGGCCCUCCUCAACGACGGCAUUAGUGUGGUCUUAUACAAUAUAUUAAUUGCCUUCACAAAGAUGCAUAAAUUUGAAGACAUAGAGCCUGUGGACAUUUUGGCUGGAUGUGCCCGAUUCAUCAUUGUGGGAGUUGGGGGGGCAUUUUUCGGCAUUGUUUUUGGAUUCAUUUCUGCAUUUAUCACACGUUUCACUCAGAAUAUCUCUGCAAUUGAGCCACUCAUCGUCUUCAUGUUCAGCUAUUUGUCCUACUUAGUUGCUGAGACACUCUAUCUCUCCGGCAUCCUGGCAAUCACAGCCUGUGCAGUGACAAUGAAAAAGUAUGUAGAAGAAAACGUGUCGCAGACAUCCUACACGACCAUCAAAUAUUUCAUGAAGAUGCUGAGCAGCGUCAGCGAGACCCUGAUCUUCAUCUUCAUGGGUGUGUCCACUGUGGGGAAGAACCACGAGUGGAAUUGGGCCUUCGUGUGCUGCACCCUGGCCUUCUGCCUGGUCUGGAGAGCCAUUAGUGUAUUUGCUCUCUUCUAUGUCAGUAACCAGUUUCGGACUUUCCCUUUCUCCAACAAGGACCAGUGCAUAAUCUUCUACAGUGGCGUGCGAGGAGCUGGAAGUUUUUCACUUGCAUUUUUGCUUCCGUUGUCUCUUUUUCCCAGGAAGAAACUGUUUGUUACUGCUACUCUAGUAGUUAUAUAUUUUACUGUAUUUAUUCAGGGAAUUACAAUUGGCCCCCUGGUCAGGUACCUGGAUGUUAAAAAGACUAAUAAAAAGGAAUCCAUCAAUGAAGAGCUUCAUAUCCGUCUGAUGGAUCACUUGAAAGCUGGAAUUGAAGAUGUGUGUGGGCAAUGGAGCCACUAUCAAGUGAGAGACAAGUUUAAGAAGUUUGAUCACAGAUAUUUACGGAAAAUCCUAAUCCGAAAGAACCUGCCAAAAUCAAGCAUUGUUUCUUUGUACAAGAAGCUGGAAAUGAAACAAGCUAUUGAGAUGGUAGAGAUGGGGAUACUAAGUUCUACAACCUUCCCCACGCCCCAUCUGGCCCAGAGGACACAAGGAACCAAAAGGCUUUCCCCUGAAGAUGUGGAGUCCAUGCGGGACAUUCUGACACACAGCAUGUACCAAGUUCGCCAAAGGACCCUGUCCUACAACAAAUACAACCUGAAACCCCAAACAAGCGAGAAGCAGGCCAAGGAGAUUCUGAUCCGCCGCCAGAACACCCUAAGGGAGAGCGUGAGGAAAGGCCACAGUCUGCCGUGGGCGAAGCCGGUAAGGACUCCUGAGGCGCCUGGAGCCUCACCAGUCCCCGCUCAGGGCCUCCACUGGGGCCCACCACAGGCUAGUACCAAAAACAUCCGCUACCUCUCAUUUCCCUAUAGCAAUCCCCAGCCAACAAGAAGGAACAGGACACUUGCUGAAUUCACGGAUAAUGACAGCAGUGAUUCGGAACUCCCGUCCAUCACAUUGAAGGCGCACUGUCAAACAAGGUCACCUCAAGAAAGACAACUGGUACAAGAAAUAAUUCCAAUGAGGAAUUUACACAGAGGAAGGAAGCCAUCAAACAUCAGUUAUCAAAGAAAUGUGAGCCAAGAAGAGCAUAUUGCAGGAGGCAGAAGGGUGGCUGUAAGGCCCGAACCGCUGUUUCAUGCAGUAGAUGAGGAAUAUGAAUCUGGGCGGGAGAGUGAAGAAGAGGCCUCAGCAGAUGGGGCCAGACGGUCGGCUGAGCACAGACCCCACAGGGACCACCACAGGUCCCACAGUCCUUUGCUCCGAAGAAAAUAAUUUUGCUGUCCACAAGAUUGUUUCCAUGUGUUGUAAGAGUCCAUCUUCUGAUUAUUGUGAAAGAAGGAUUUUCAGAGUUCUGAAGAUAGCUAUUGAGUUUACUCUUAUGCAAGCUGCAUCUGCAAGAGGCAGGGAGAUUUUGUUUGGAUGACUGGGGACAAACUUGCAGGCUCUGCCACAUUCUUAGCUGGUGUACUUUGUAGAUGAAUUCCAUGGGAGUGAUAAAUGUUAAUCAUCCCAGGAAUUAUUCACUAAGGAUUCUUAAGAGUGUGUGAUCCACAUAAUGUAUUGAGAAACAAGCAUGACUGGUCAGUAAUUUACCUUGAUUAUAUGCAUGUGCCACUUAUAAUCAAGUUGUAACUUAAGAGGGGCCUUAGAAAUUGCUUGGCAAACCCCUGUGUCUCCAAAUGACACUUGGCCCAAGGUCACGUGGUGAGUUACUGUCUUCACAAGCUGGCUGACCUCCCUCCAAAGAAAAUGCAUUCAUACAUGAUUCUGAUAUGUGUUACUGGGAGAGGUACAGUUUGUCAUAGCAUUAUCAUAUUUAAUCAGUAGCAAUAACAGACGUGAUACAAACCAGAGGAUUAAUUGAUGAAUAGUUGGCUUAUAAUCUAUUUUAUAAUUGGAAUAUAUAUUUUAAAAAAAACAUAAAAAAUAGCGAUAAACAGGCUUUAAUGACAAUGACAAAACCAGCAGGUGUUUAUCAGAUGUGCAAUAUUUUCCCCUAGGGCUUGAAACUACUUUCCAAUUUAAUUUUCCAUCCUCAUCAUCCCCAGAUUGACCUUGAACUUCACACUCCAGCUCACCAACUUUGCUAGAUGACUAUCUGUCAUUCUUCCUUCCCUUCUUUUUCCCUUUCUCUCUUCUGGUCACCUAUAAUCAACAAAUAUUUAUUAAGUGCUAUUUAUUGUGCCAAAUAUCUCAUCUAUAAUAAUUGAUCAACCUUAAUGUCCUUUAUCAUUGCUAUAGUUCAUCUCUAACCAUCCCAACUGAUUAAAUCCUAUGCCUCUUUAAAGGCCAUAAUCCAUUGAUCCCUGCUCCCUACAUCCCUCUUAAUCCCCUUAAUCAGGAGUGAGCAUGUGAUUCCCUUCCUCUUGGGUGCCCCCACACCACACUGGGUAAGUCAUAGAACUUGUCUGGGAAUUACACUUAUACACAUGCAACGUGCAACUACUGUGGUCUGAAGGGUGGAGAGUAUAGUCUAUUCUAUUUAUUUUAUAUUUUAUCCAUUUAUCAUUUUUUUAAGUCCAGGCUUUACCAUUUUUGUGUAUUUUUUUUAGCUUUUAUCAAUUUUUUUCUCUUAGUUUAAAUAAUGGUAUCUUGUGCAUGGCAGAUGAUCUAUAAACAUUGAAGUGACUAUUUCAUUUUAAGGCUGGAAAGGACACUAGAGAAGAUAUUGUCAGACAUUCUUAUUUUCCAGAUGAUAAAAAUGAGGUUUUGAGAGCUACCUGGUGCCAGUUCAGGGUCUGCUUUCCUUUGAAGGACAUGGAACUGUGCUCUAGUAUAACCCAUGGAUAACAGUGACUGACAAAGAUAUGUGUUCCCCUGAAUUUAUAUUUUGUGAAUGGCAUUCACUCAGGUUCCUUCUGCAGUGGUAGAAAUAUCAAUCAAAGGGUCCCACUUUCUUUCUGCUGAAUCUGAAAUAUAAGACUGCUUCUAAGUUGUCCACAUUUUUUGACCUUAAUAAAAACUAUAUCCUACCAAAUAGUAGCAAUCCCCAAAGCAAUAGAAAUACAUAUAAAACCCAAUGAUCUCUGGGUUUUUCUUUUUGUUUAAACGAACACGCAAAGGUUUUACAAAGAAAAAAACCUUUAAGCCCCAUGAGAGGGAGUCAGUGAGUCAUUAUCCUUAAAGUAUAGAUGGACAUAAGAGAAACAGAAGUCGUGAGAAAUUCCAAAGCCAUACACAAGCCUGAUUCUUGAGAGGUGCAGAGUGUCAAUGUCACUUACUUGACUCUCCAUGUACUGCCAGAGAUUCAGAUUGCAAAGGCCCCUUCCCAGAGCCAGCGAGGUCUAAGGAUUAGUGCAAUCCAUUGAACUCUUCUGCUGUUCUGAGAUGCUGGUGCCACUUGGGAGAGGGAUGGUGGGAUUUGGUGAGUAGAUUGGAACUUGGUAGAAGCUAUAGUGGAGCUAUGUACCUAGAGGCCAUUUGUUCAUCUAGACACUGUUGGGCCAGAGCUGCCCAAGUCUGGGAGGCAGCCCUGGAGCGCCUUCCUUAGAGGUUUGGCUGGUUGAGGGCCCUAGUGGCCCUGGGAGCUCUGGCAGACUUUGAGCACUCAUGGUGGAAAUGGCCUCUUUGUGUACUCCUCCAGGACUGUUUCAAAAUGCAGUGUGAGCUGAUCUUCAUUGCACAGGGGAUUGGCUGAGGGUGUACUGGUUCCCCGGAGAAUGCUCUUGGGUAUCAGUUUUGUAUGAUGAGUUUUUCUAACAGGUGCUGAGCAGGGCAGCGGAGAAAGUGCCCUGUUGAGUGUUGAGGAAGAUCUGGUUCUUGUUCCCUCCUCAGUCAGGGAGGGGAUGGACUCCUGUAGGAGUGCUUUCCUAGGCCUCGUGCCUGGUCCACUGAGCCAUACACUUUCUCUUCCAGUGGUAGAAUUUGCCUUCUUAUGUUGAACCUCAGAAAGUCACAAAUACGCCACAAAGAUCAAUUUCCUAACAUAAGUUUUGUGUUUGUUUUGUUUUUUACUUUUUCAAACCUAUUCAUAUUGCUAGCUUGAAUGUUCUUGGGUUUCAGUGAAUUCUGAAAUCGGAUAAAGUAACAUGUCCUUUUAUUUAUCUUAUAUAGCAGCUCUCUGACUUAAUAGUUUUCACAUAUUUUCUGGCAUUUUGAAUGUGGAAAUGUUCUUAUUCAUCCUCCCCAAACCUGAUGUAAUGCUGUGGGACCUCUCUUGUCUUGAAUCAACCUGCUAAAAGAGAAACAUUGGCUAUAGAAGGGAAUUUACUGUGACAAAGUGAAGGUGAGGUUCUGCACACUUUAUUAUACUUCUUUCAUGCUUUUCUCUGUCUCUUGAAGGCCAUAUACUUCUGUGCUUCUCUUCUUGGCAAAAGUUAAGGGGUCAGGGAAGGUUGGGCUCCAAAUUCAGUGACAGAAUCGUCAUUCCUGUAGAAGAGGUGACUACAAUGGCAGGUGUGUGGCAGAACUCAGAUCUUCAACCCACAGUGCUGGCUUCAGCUUGUAGGGAAGCUCCUAGAAUACUUCUUUACCUAUUCAGAUUCCUGCCACUCAGAUCAUUUAGAUUUUUGAACCAAUCAGAGCCUGAACUCUGAAGUUAGACCACUUUUAGCUGUGGGACCAUGGGCUGAAAUUUAUCAAUUGAUAAGGUAAUAAUUUAUCUACCUCACCAAAUGAUAGUGAGGAUUAAAUGAGUUAUAUGUAAAAUUCUUAGCUUGUGCUUGUUUUCUAGUAAGAGCUUGAACAGCUAUUACCUAGGCUAAAAUAUCUGUACUCAUGAGAGAGGACACACAUUGAUUUACUCACCUAAAGAGGUGCAAAUAACAAACCUCUGAGACUUUUCUAAGAGUCAAUUUGACUGACAUAAUAGGGCCACUGCUUUUAUUAAGAACAUACUAUGGGCCUUGCUUUUAUUAAGAACUUUACCUACAUAUUUUAAUACUAAUUUGGGGGCUCUGGGCAGAGGCUAUGGCAGAAACAGAGGGCACUGAGGAACAUGGUCACAACUCUCUGGUUGUGUCCCCAUUCAGCUUCCAUAAAUCAAUAGCAAAACCAGGUCUGGAUAUGGACUCUUGUUUCUCAAGCAAAAUUUGUUUAUUUUUUUGCUUUAAUUCCGAAUUAUUGCAUUUUCUUGCUUUGGGGACAGUUACCCUGGUGUCCAGUUUUAAUCACAGUUUAUUCUCAAAGGGACAAUAAAUUUAGAAGCCCUGCCUCUGCAUGUCAUGAUAGGCAUUUCACGAUAGGAACCUGGUGAAGAAAGGGCAAACUUCUCUUUGUUGGGGGAAUACUCAAUGGAGUUUAAUUCCUCAGCUUAGAAUCUUUUCUAUAAAAUAACUUCUCUCCAAUAACUGAUUCUCUUAAUUUAGGAAUAUUAACUAGAGAGAAAAGCAUUUAAGAAUUUUCAGCAAGGAAAAAAAACAGUUUCUAGUAUGUUUCAUAACUUUCUAAAAUUAGGGAAUAAAGCCAGUGAACAUGUUGCUGUUGUGAAAGGUCUUUGCAAGUAUGUUUUAUCCACAAAUAAUACAGGUGGUUUCUCACAGUUUUUCGUUUCAUUUUCCUGACUAAACUCUGUCAAGUAUCUUAUUUAUGACUCCUCCUGAGAAAAUCCAGCAGCGCAGACAGAAAGCUUCCUUUUAGGACAUCAGUCACUGUUAAUUGUUAAUUGGGCCAUAAGCCCUGGGGAAUAAAAGCGAUGCCUGCCUCAGCGCUAUUCACUCCUAUAAUUAGCAAGUGAUAUGUUGUUUCAUCUGUGCACAGUACUUGAUUUAAUAAAUUCUUUUUCUUUUUGAGACUCCAAUGAGUUUCCAAGCUAGGGGUGAUUAAGCAAGUGUGACAAAUUAGAAAUCCAAAUUUCCAUUGCCCAGCCUCCUUCAGGAAACUCAGCAAAGGGCGUGGAACCCUUCUGUAGGCUGACCCUGGACAAUCAUGACUGUGUUCAGGCUCAGUAAUACAGAUCUCAAGUCAAAAUGGGUGGUCUGGAAAUCAAGGUAUAUGAGAUGUGUUCUAAGAAAUCAGUCUUGAAUAGAAAAGUAAAAUAACUAACAUUUAUAGAGUGCUUUAGUAAGGCAAUUAUAUAAAAUGAUUCACAAAAUAAAUGCAGUAUCACCCUGUCUUAAAUGAAAGGAUACAUGUUUAGAGAGAUUAAAUAACAGGUUCAAUAUCUUCCUGCUUCCCGUAAAGACCAUGCAGACCAGGUCUGUCUCAUUCAUAACCUCCUACCUAAACGUUCUUGCUUAGAAGAAAUGGAAACUUAAUGAGUGACUCAAAGCCACAUAUAGUUCUCUUUGUUACCUGGGAGCAAUCCAGUGGGAAGAAACAGAAGAGCUCUGUCCUACCAAAAGAGAACUUUGUUUUAAAAUGGACAGAUAAUAGAGCAGAAGAUGACGUGAUUUUGAAAAUCUAUUUUCACAAACAAAGGAUGAUCUAAAGAGUACACGAUGAGCAGGAUUUUGAUCAAUUGUGUUGUUAAGAUUGUUUUUUGAAGACAAGUAAAAUGUUUUGUGUCUGAUUUUA
Molecule: messenger RNA, 8135 nt
Organism: Manis javanica (Malayan pangolin)
Lineage: Eukaryota; Metazoa; Chordata; Mammalia; Pholidota; Manidae
Gene: SLC9A4
Product: solute carrier family 9 member A4
Biological process (GO): potassium ion transmembrane transport; proton transmembrane transport; regulation of intracellular pH
Cellular component (GO): plasma membrane
Molecular function (GO): potassium:proton antiporter activity; sodium:proton antiporter activity
Source: RefSeq, a predicted model, not a curated record